AUGGGUGAGAUCGACUUCGACAUUGUGUUCGCUGCACCUGACCCGACCUUCACCGAAGCUGUUGGUGUCACUGCACAGUCUAUCACCAUCAACACCGAGGCUCUCAUCGCUUCGGCUACAGCUGCUAUCUCCUCCGUAGCUGUCGACAUCAACGAUGUCCUUUCAGCCACUGCUGUUGUGCAGGCCAAAAGAGCUGCUGCAACCUGUGUUAAGCAGGCACCUAGGGCGACUUCUGUCCCGGAUUUCUCUGGAGAUACCGCUGCUCAAUUCCUCGCGGAACCCUACUUCGCUUCUGUUGCUUCAGCCAACGCAGCUGCUCCUACUGGCUACACUUAA
Molecule: messenger RNA, 336 nt
Organism: Aureobasidium subglaciale EXF-2481
Lineage: Eukaryota; Fungi; Ascomycota; Dothideomycetes; Dothideales; Saccotheciaceae
Exons: 2
Coding region: 1-336 (111 amino acids)
Source: RefSeq, a predicted model, not a curated record